Molecule: messenger RNA, 3732 nt
Organism: Ectocarpus siliculosus
Lineage: Eukaryota; Phaeophyceae; Ectocarpales; Ectocarpaceae
Source: the annotation of a GenBank genome assembly
AUGGCUGCGACGGAUCGUGACGCGCUGGUGGAAAUUUUUGUUUCGGCCGGCGGGACUAUAUGGAAGAUAAACAACGGGAUCAAAGUCGACGGCCAGGGUCGCAUCGUGGAGCUAAGACUUCGUGGGAACGACCUCCGAGGUUCCAUUCCCAAGGAGCUGGGCGCACUGACCAACCUCGUGAGCGUUUACCUCGUCGACAAUGAGCUAAGUGGUCCCAUCGCUAAUGAGCUGGCCGCCCUCACCAACCUCGGGAGCCUUUACCUCAACGGCAACAAGCUAUCAGGUUCCAUCCCCAAGGAGCUCGGCGUACUCACCAACCUCGUGAGCCUUUCCCUUGGCAACAACCAGUUAGCGGGUACCAUCCCGAAGGAGCUGGCUGCCCUCACCAACCUCGAGCGUCUUGACCUCGGCACCAACCAGCUAACUGGUUCCAUCCCCAAGGAGCUGGCCGCCCUCACCAACCUCAGAACGCUUAAGCUCUCCGAGAACCAGCUGACAGCUUUCUGGGACCACAGCACAGACGUUUCACCCGACGAAGAGCUGCUGCAAGGGAACUUAGCUGGUAGCUCUCUACCGAAACAACUGGAAGCACUGCUGGCGACGCUAUCACAGCUGGGGCUACAUGUCCACACAAACCCGUGGCAAGAACCGCCAGAAGCGGUGGUGAGCAAGGGGAUACCAGCAGUGAGAGAGUACUUCACCGAUCUGUUUGCAGAAGGCAUCGCUCCUGUCGGGCGAAAAAUGAUCAAGGUCAUUCUUGUCGGACAAGAGGGUGCCGGGAAAACUAGCUUGCGCCAGAGCUUGAGGACUGGGCGACCUACCCCUACCAGUGGACCCGAGGAAAGCACGGUACAGAUCGACGUCGAGCAGAUGGACGUCAACGGCGUCACCCUUCGAGUGUACGAUUGCGCAGGACAGGUCGCCUACACCGGGCUGCUGCAGAUGUUCCUCUCGCCUCGAGCCGUGAGUCUCCUCGUAUGCGACACCGGUGCGUUCGGGCAGCGGGACGGUAGUUUGACCGACAGCGACCAGCUGAAGAAGGACUUGAACAAGCUCCAAGAACUGCGUGUGUGCGACUGGUUGCGCUCGUUAUCGUUUCGCAUUCCCGAUAGCGACGUCGUCAUGGUCGCAACCAAAUGUGAUCUCGCAGCCGGAAUGGCCGCUGAUGCGGCAGCGAGAAUGGCGGGCGGUGCUGGGAAUUGGAUAGAGAGUUGGUCGGAUGCUCAAAUGACCGCUGUCCGUGUUGAGGAUGGCGUGAACCUUACGAGCUGCUUCGCGUCAACCCCUAACGAGGAUGGAGGCGCAGCGUUGGGGACGAGGGAGAGUCCGGAGGAGCAAUCAACGUGGGCCUGCGACUGGAGCGACGGAAUGUGCGUCGAGUCUCAGCCGAGUUUGCUUCACCGGGUCAUGUACAACAACAAGGGUGAACUUCGAGGUGCAUCUCUCGUGCUCCCUCGCAGCUGGAAUAUCGGUCUUGGGGUGCUUGAUGCUCUCGGGAGCGGCAGGGACCCCGUAGAAUCGGCUCAACAGAUGGUUCUCGCAUCGGGUGGACCGAAAGGCGCCGCAGAGGUCGUCCCCGCAGUCUACCAGCGCAACCAGGGCGUAGGAGGUCUAACCCGGGCAGACCUUUCGACGAAAUGGAAUGACGUGGUCGCAGCCCUUGAGGAAGACGGAGUAUCAAUCGUCAACCCUGACCACGCUUUGGAAGGCGCACUCCUUAUCAGAGAGCACGAAGGUUCUUUGGUCCGGCACGAGACUUACGUCUUUCUUGACGUAACGUGGCUGGCCCAAAUCCUGAAGCCACUCCUGAACCACAGGGAUGACGAGGAUCCACUUCGUGGCGAUGUGUCCCUGGGCGACACAGGCAUCACGCUGAAGGAGGACAAGCACAUCGCGUCUUGGAAUAGACUGAAAGGACACGGUGUCCUUGAACCGGAGCUUGCCGGAGUGUUGUGGCCUGAUGGUCUUAGCAACUACGUCCUCCCCACGCUUGAUUCGCUGGGACUCACAUACCCACUAGACGAUGAUCCCGCCGAGGGGCUUGUUGUUCUUCUCAGACUCGAUGAAAAACGCCCCGAAGAUGUAGGCAAGGAGCUGGACGACUUCCGCCGCGACCACACAGCCGUGCUCAGCGUGAAGUGGAAGAUUUUUCUUGGCGUGCCCCCUGGGGCCAUCGAAAAGAUGCUCACGCGAUGCUGCAGAUUAGGCACCCUCCGAACGUUUUGGCGCUUUGGCGUGCUGGUGCAAGGCAGCCUAGGUGGGGGCAUGGCCGCAAAGACUUUCGCGUUGCUGAUAGAAUAUUCGCACGACACGUGUGAGGUCGACAUGGAGGUGUACGGCAGCAUCAGGACCGCAGCUCCCUGGGCGGCACUCUCCUAUGGCAUCUCGGUGUUUCAGGCGAUGUGCUCCGAAUUUCCUGGGCUGCGAUGGCGCGCCUCCCUCAAAUGCCCUCAGCAUGAGCAAGAUAUGCAGAUCAGCAGGACGGCCACCCGGCGUGGCGACAAGCUAUUGCAUGGUGCGACUUGCAACCUUUGCGACUCUGAGACAGGAGGGCUUGGGGCGGCCGCCAUAGACCUCCUCGAGAUGGUCGACAUACGUCGGAGCAGAGGCGACCUCGUCCGGGCGGUGAACAGGAGGUUGGUUAAAGCUCAGGGCCGGUACCCUGUCCUUUGUCUAGGGGCAACGCGAGCCCUUCAUCCUGAACUAGCCCAUCGUCUAUCCGACGCGUGGUGGGAGGGCGUCAAAGAAGAUAUAAGCGGCAUACUUCGCGGCGCCAGAGGACCGAGCGACGGGGAGGCUGUUGCGAGCACAGCUAGCGUUGCUUCAGACGAGAUGGCGAGGCUUGAGCGGUUAGUUACCGACCUCCAGCAGCAAGUGGGACGACAACAUCAGGAUGUACGAGAGCAGAUUGGAGCCGUAGACACGCGCUUGGUGGACAUGAUCGAUGCAGACGAUGGGGUGAUGGGUAGGCUCGACUUCCUCGUGGUGAUGAUGAUGGCGAUGAGACGCGAUGGGUUCGAAACACCUCGCAGGGCAUGCGUCCUUCCCCCGUGGAACUUCGCGCAAGGUCAUGGCUUGUCCGCCAAGGAGCAAGCACCGGAGCGUUGGGUCAAACGACUGGGCCAGUGGCGAGAGGACGACUUCAAGCAGGGAAAGGGGGUCUUCAAGAAGAAAAUGCGGCUGUUUCUGGUAUGUGCGGCAACACAUCGACUUGUGCCGUGUGGGCCCAACGGCCAGGGCUACGAUAUCCAGCACCCCCGUACUUGGUUCCGCAUGUCGGUGAGCGUGGCGACGUUUGUGCUGCAGGUGGUAUGCGCCACGUUGGCCGCGAUAGCUGCAGCACCUCUGUCGGGGGCCGGUGCUCUUGCAGAAGAAACGUUUUCGGCGGCAUUGGGGAGCAUGGAGAGUAUGCUGAAGGCUCAGCUAGCAGGGCAAACUCUCGACGAUGGUGGCGUAGAUGCAGCCGCGGAAACCCAGCUGGACGGAGGGGCGUAUGCCUCUCUGCGUGUGUUCAUCCACGGGGUGGAAGACACUGCUCGCCAUGAGAUUGCCAAGGCGACGAAGAAGGCCCACAGAGAGCGCCGCGCCCCUCCUAGCUCAUCGGAGUUCGUGUUUUUCGAGCAGAAAAUGGUCCAGGUGCAGAGGCGUGACGGCGACGCGGCAGCGCAGUGGGUGUUGAAGGAACAUGAGUCUGCGUGGUACGAUCAGACGAGAUCAGCCCCAGUGUCGUAA